UACUAUGUCUACUUGUCAUGCUAUUAUAUCCAAUUAUCAUUUAAUUAUCACAUUUUGUCAUUAAAUUUGCCUUUUUGUUGACUGUUUGUCCUUCAUUCAAUGGGGUCGUUCCAUCGGCGUUCCAUAUGGACUGAUCACUUGAAAACGAGAAGAGUCUGGGACUAGAAAUCAAGCUUGAUAGAUCACACAAGAUGGCGGCAAGUUGGACGUGUGUUGUGAAAGAGAGGAUCCAAUGCGGACUACUUGAGAUCAUACAGAAGUUAAAUACUAGACAUUUACAGUACCAUGAAGCAGAUUAUCUGUAUUAUAAGCUAGAUAGAUUGGAAACCAUCUUGUCUCAGUAUGCCCAGCUUGCGAACAUCGACGACCGUGUAUUCUGCUGUAUUUCAGAGGUCAAGUAUCUGAUAAGGAAUGAAAUACAGAGAAACGAAGGAAAUGGCGAUGGUUUUCAGUGCGAAAUGGUAUUUAGUGGAGAUCGAGGGCGUCCACGCUAUAAUAUAACCGAAGAACAACUGGAGUAUUUCCUCGAUUUUGGUUUUACAGCAACAGAGAUAUCUGCUAUGUUAGGCGUCAGCGAACCAACAGUCAGAAGACGCCUCCAAGAAUUUGGGUUAAGUAGUAGGAACCUUACAAACAUUUCAGAUGAUGCACUUGAUAGGAUUGUAAGACAAAUUAAGGAAGACUUUCAACAAAGUGGGUACAGGGUGAUACGAGGAAUUUUGCGUGCCAGGGGGUAUCACAUAGCAGAACGCCGUAUAAUGGAAUGUCUGAGACGAGUCGAUUUAGAAGGUGUUAUUUUACGCUCUUUGCAGCUUCAAAUAGUUCAUCGAAGGGAGUACAAAGUGUAUGGGCCGAAUGCUCUGUGGCAUAUCGAUACGAAUCAUAAGUUGAUAAGGCAAGUUUUAAAGAAAUCUCCUGGAGGAUGUUCCUUGGAAUUCUUGGUGAAGGGUGUGCCGCCCGGUUCCCCAAAUCCAAACCCUACAUGUAUUUCAGAGCCAAAAAAUGUCAGUUUCGGUUUCUACACCCGUUUUCAGACAUGGCCUCUGAAAUCCAUAGCCUUUUUUUCGGCCGACAUUAUGUCUUCAGUACUUAAUUUAGAACAACAACACAAAGAUUUCUUACAAUCCAUAUUCACGUAUUCGAAUUUGCAGUCUUUCUUUCUUAGUCAUUUCGAAUUGAAACAACAAAGACAUUCAUACAUGCCUUUAGUUCCCUUUGAACCCCUUCCUGAUUCCAGACCAAAAUAGGAAUAGUGCAUACCCGUUUUCAAACCAAAAUUGGCUCAAAAACUCUGGGGCAGCACAUACCUUUAAGGCUUAUAUUUAACAAUUAUUCCUUGAGUCUGAAUGGGCUGUUUAACAAUUAUUCCUCGAGCCCGAAUGGGUUAUUGAUAAAGAGGCAAUGAGGGCCAGAGGAAAAUUGUUUUAAAAAAAAAAAAAAAAAACAAGUUGGUAAAAAAUAUUGAGACAAAACAACUUUAGCUAGUUAAAGCUAGAUAGCUUUAACAAUAGAAAACAAUAAUAAGAUGAGAGAAUAAGAAAACAAUAAUUGUUGAGCUAAUUAGCACCUGCAUGAAGCACGAAAUUUAAGUUAUGAAAACAAAAUAAUUCAUAUUUAUCAUGAGACAAUAGUUUUGGUGUGUGUAGUUUCAAAUGUAACAUAAUUCACACCUGAACUACCCUUCACUAUGAAGCAGAUCCUUGUCCCUAAUAUACCACUUAACACGCCAACAUUUUUGAUACUUAUAGAUAACCGUGACAACUUAGUCAGCAGCAGUGCACAGGGAAGAGAUCUGUCAAACCAUACGAAUCGCAAAGUCACUUCCCCUUUCCUCUUUACAAUCUUCCACUUUGCCAGCACCAAGUAAGACACAUCACAUGAAAUUGAGGCAACACAUUUAAAUUCACUCUUUCUGGGCAGUGUUAACAUUCCUAUUUCCUGGGAAAGAAAAGGGGUUAAAUGCCAUGGUAAGGCUUCAAUUUGAUCAGUACACUAUUAUCACCAUAAUGUGUUGAUUUUGAUGUUUAAUCAUACUCAAAAUUUUCAGAUGGAGGCUAAUAAUACAUGGUGGCAUAGAUGGCUUUUCUCGUGCAGUAGUUUACCUGGCUUGUCACAACAAUAACCGAGCUGAAACUGCUCUCAGUGAAUUUCUCAAAGCUGUUGAUAAUUUUGGUGUACCCAGUCGAGUGAGGACAGACCAGGGAGUGGAAAAUGUUGAUAUUGCCAGGUACAUGUUGACCCACCCUGAGAGGGGUGAGGGACGUGGCAGUCACAUCACUGGUAAGAGUGUACACAACCAGCGAAUUGAAAGAUUGUGGAGGGAUGUGUAUCAUGCAUGCCUAUUUAAGUACCAUGCUCUAUUCAGGUUCAUGGAGGACAUUGGUGUACUUGAUGUUGAAGAUGAGGUCCACUUGUUUUGUCUUCACUAUGUCUUUAUUCCACGGAUCAGAAAUCACCUUUCAGAGUUUGCCAGGGGAUGGAAUAAUCAUGGAAUGUCAACAGAAAGAAAUAAGACACCAAUGCAAAUUUGGGUACAGGGGAUGUUCAACUUGUCAAACAGCAACCACAGAUCUGCGAGGGAGUUCUGGGAGCCAAGAGCAAAUGUAAGUCUGCAGCUGCUGCAUUAUUGUUGACCUUGUAUUGUUCUUCAAAAUUAUAUAUGGAACAUUAAUGCAGAAAUUAUAUUAAUUCCUAUCUAUGAUGUUCCAAUAAUACCAUAGUUACCUUUAUACCUGUACUUCCAUUUUUCUAGCCACUUAUUGAUAUGAAUAAAGACAGUAGAGAUUUGGUGAAAAAAUUGGGAGGGAGGGGGGGGGUCAUCGCUGGAUGAAUGUGCCAAUGUGGUAUUUCAAACCCCAUUACCUUGAACGAUUGUAUUUUUCACUACAGGAAGAGUUCAAUGCCUAUGGAGUAGACUGGAAUGGACCUGUGCCUUCUCUUGAGUUUGGAAGUUUACUAGACAAUGAUGUGGAAGGAAUAGAAGUGCCUGACAUUAUGGUUCCAUUCUCACUGCAGACAGUGUCAACCACUUUGAAUAGGAUCAACCCAUUGGGGAGAAGUAAUAACUAUGGCAUAGAUUUAUAUCAAAUGGCAUUGAGUUUGCUCAGAAAUAGAGGCAAUAUUUGAAUCCUUCCUCCUUGACAUUCAGUUAGUUUUAUCUGCCUAUUUUGUGAAAACUUUGCACCAUGAAAAGUAUUAACAAAGUCAAAGUCAUUUUUUGUGACACCACGCCUUGUGAAAGAAAACGUGAUCAUUUUAUUCAAUCAUCAUUAAGAGAAAAGGCUGUUAAUUUUUAAGCAAGCACUCCUACCACUGUACCACUGCAAAUGGCUCAAUCAUUAUAAAUCAUUACAGAAAUAGGAUAUGCAACUUUGAACUUUUUGCAUAAUCAAAAGAAACUUCAACUUUACAUGAAGCAAUUUUACAUGUUGGGUGGACCAUAUAACCAAACAGUACUACUUAAAAGAUGCUGUUUUCAUAAACAGCUAGGUCAUUUUCAGCUGGUACAUGUACAUACACCAUGGUCAAUCAAAUCAAACCCCCAUGUCAAAAGUUAAUUGGGAAAGCUAUGUGGGAAGAAUGAAACAACACAAAUUACUUGCAGGAAAAUGAAAUUUAUGUCCUACUUUUCUGGUGGUACUAUUCUAACAUUGCCACAAUAAAACCCUUUGUUUUGUGCUGCAACAGAUUAUCUUAAGCUACUUUAGUGUUUAAGACAUAUUUUGGUUGGAAAAGGAAAACCCUUUGCAUUCUAUACAUUCUUAGGAAUCCGUGUAUAACAACAAUAGGGAACUUAAGCAAAGACGUUUUUGAGCGACGCAUGUCGACCGGAAGU
Molecule: messenger RNA, 3835 nt
Organism: Porites lobata
Lineage: Eukaryota; Metazoa; Cnidaria; Anthozoa; Scleractinia; Poritidae
Source: the annotation of a GenBank genome assembly